This is a messenger RNA of Polypterus senegalus (gray bichir), 820 nucleotides long. RefSeq names its product heat shock protein beta-11-like. Lineage: Eukaryota; Metazoa; Chordata; Cladistia; Polypteriformes; Polypteridae. Gene Ontology annotation, molecular function: protein folding chaperone. The transcript has a single exon. The record is from RefSeq and is a predicted model, not a curated record. Gene Ontology annotation, biological process: response to heat; protein refolding. Bases 66 to 506 code for a protein of 146 amino acids.
UGACAACCCGAGACUCUCUGAUCCUCCAGCAAAUGUAAAAAAGAUAUCAACCCUGCCGAUUCGACAUGUGGUCCUCUUCCCUCUUUCAGCCUUCAUUCAGCGUGCCCUUGACUGUCAAAGUUCCCGUCAGUGCGCUUUGGCCUCAGUCGCAGAUCAUUUGUACUCAGAUGGAGAACGAAAUGGCAAGACAGAUGGACAACAUGAGGAGAAGCGUACAUCUCAUGAAUCAGCUCCAGCAUGUUUUACGGAAUGAGAUCGUUGAUGCGGACCAAGUUCCCAGAUGGGAUGGACGUCGAGCCCCUUUUUGCAAAGUGGAGAAGGACGGGCAGCAAUUUUCUGCAAGUCUCGAGGUGGAAGACUUCAAACCCGAGGAGCUGACAGUCAAACAGGUGGGAAGAAAGGUAAUGCUGAGCGGAAAGAAAGAAAAGAAAGAGGAAAGCGAUGGUGGCUCCUACAGCACAGUUAUCAGGAGUUCAGACGAGAGGUCGAGCUUUCAGAUGACGUGAACCUCGAGGAGCUGAGCUGCUCGCUAAACAACGGACAGCUGCGCAUCGAAGCACCAAGGAUGGCACGACCCAGUGUGCCAGAGAGAGUGGUGCCCAUUAAAAGAGAAACCUUGGGAUUCGUGAAGAGUGGAGAGGAGCAAAAUGAAUUCGGAAUGGUGGUAGAAUGAAUGAACAUGUGAAUUGAGGAGCCUUUCCUCAGCUUUUCCAUUGGACUCUUAAAAUGAUGCAGAAGGUUUGGUCAAUAAUUCAAUUUGUUUAAAAUGCUAAUGGAUAUGCAUUAUGCCUUCAAGUUAAUUCCAUUUUUUAGUAUUUAC